Molecule: messenger RNA, 4414 nt
Organism: Tyto alba (common barn owl)
Lineage: Eukaryota; Metazoa; Chordata; Aves; Strigiformes; Tytonidae
Gene: RDX
Product: radixin
Exons: 14
Coding region: 384-2135 (583 amino acids)
Biological process (GO): positive regulation of protein localization to early endosome; regulation of organelle assembly; positive regulation of early endosome to late endosome transport
Cellular component (GO): filopodium; plasma membrane; apical part of cell
Molecular function (GO): cell adhesion molecule binding; actin binding
Source: RefSeq, a predicted model, not a curated record
CAGCGAGCAACAUCUGAUAGGGGGGGAAAAUCUGAACGGUGGCGGCCGCCGCCAUAUUGCGGAGCUGUCAGCGGCGGCCGCGCUUGGCGCCUCGUCCCCGGCGGCGCGGCGAGCAGCCCGGGGCGGCCCCGCAGCGCCUCCUGCCCCGCUGCCGGCGGGGAGCUGCGCGGCCGGGGGGGGCGGGACGGACACCGCCCUGCCCCAGGAGGAGCGGAGAGCGCCGCGCCCAGCCCCCCUGCCCCGGGGUCUCGUCCCGUCCCUCCCCUCCCCUCCGCCCGACGCCGCGGAGCGCACGCCCCGCUGGCCGGGGAGCGGAGCCCCAGAAGGGGACAAAGAGCUUGCUGAAGACUUAAGUGGACAAGAGACUAAAGAAAACAAGAAAAAUGCCGAAACCAAUCAAUGUCAGAGUAACCACAAUGGAUGCAGAGUUGGAAUUUGCCAUCCAGCCCAAUACAACAGGCAAGCAGCUAUUUGAUCAGGUGGUGAAAACUGUUGGUCUUCGUGAAGUCUGGUUUUUUGGGUUACAGUAUGUGGACAGCAAAGGCUACUCAACUUGGCUGAAGCUAAAUAAAAAGGUAACACAGCAAGAUGUAAGGAAAGAAAAUCCUUUGCAGUUUAAGUUCAGGGCCAAGUUUUUUCCAGAGGAUGUAUCUGAAGAAUUAAUUCAGGAAAUAACUCAGAGACUUUUCUUCCUGCAAGUCAAAGAAGCGAUAUUAAAUGAUGAAAUAUAUUGCCCACCAGAAACUGCGGUUCUUCUGGCUUCUUAUGCUGUCCAAUCCAAGUAUGGCGAUUACAGUAAGGAGAUACAUAAACUAGGCUACCUAGCCAAUGACAGACUUCUCCCUCAGCGUGUGUUAGAACAGCACAAACUGACAAAAGAACAGUGGGAAGAAAGGAUACAGAACUGGCAUGAAGAGCACAGGGGAAUGUUAAGGGAAGAUUCUAUGAUGGAAUACCUUAAGAUAGCACAAGACUUGGAAAUGUAUGGAGUCAACUAUUUUGAAAUAAAGAAUAAAAAAGGAACUGAAUUGUGGCUAGGAGUUGAUGCUUUGGGUCUGAAUAUUUAUGAGCAUGAUGAUAAGCUGACACCCAAGAUUGGUUUUCCUUGGAGUGAAAUAAGAAACAUCUCUUUUAAUGACAAAAAAUUUGUCAUAAAGCCAAUUGACAAAAAGGCCCCUGAUUUUGUUUUUUAUGCACCCCGUCUGAGAAUUAACAAGCGAAUUUUGGCACUGUGUAUGGGAAAUCAUGAAUUGUACAUGAGGAGGAGGAAACCUGAUACAAUUGAAGUGCAACAGAUGAAGGCCCAAGCUAGAGAGGAGAAACAUCAGAAACAAUUGGAAAGGGCACAAUUAGAAAAUGAGAAGAAGAAAAGGGAGAUAGCAGAAAAGGAAAAGGAAAGAAUAGAGCGUGAAAAGGAAGAAUUAAUGGAACGCUUAAGGCAAAUUGAGGAGCAAACAAUGAAAGCUCAGAAAGAGCUAGAGGAACAGACUAGAAGAGCUCUAGAACUGGAUCAAGAACGAAAGCGUGCAAAAGAGGAAGCAGAGCGCCUGGAAAAAGAGCGUCGAGCAGCUGAAGAAGCUAAAGCUGCUCUAGCCAAGCAGGCAGCUGAUCAAAUGAAGAACCAGGAGCAACUAGCAGCAGAACUUGCCGAAUUCACUGCCAAGAUUGCACUUCUAGAGGAGGCCAAGAAAAAGAAAGAAGAGGAAGCAUCAGAAUGGCAGCACAAAGCUUUUGCAGCUCAAGAGGACUUGGAAAAGACCAAAGAAGAACUGAAAUCUGUGAUGUCUGCUCCUCCUCCACCUCCUCCCCCACCAGUUAUUCCUCCAACAGAGAAUGAACACGAUGAACAUGAUGAGAACAAUGCUGAAGCUAGUGCAGAACUGUCUUCUGAUGGUGUCAUGAAUCACAGGAGUGAGGAAGAACGGGUAACAGAAACACAGAAAAAUGAACGUGUUAAGAAACAGCUCCAGGCUUUAAGUUCUGAGUUGGCUCAAGCCAGAGAUGAAACCAAGAAAACACAAAAUGAUGUCCUUCAUGCUGAGAAUGUUAAAGCAGGCCGUGAUAAGUACAAGACUCUUCGACAAAUCCGACAAGGCAAUACAAAGCAGCGUAUUGAUGAGUUUGAAGCAAUGUGAGAGCUGUUAUUUUGCAUAUAUGUUCCUCGUAAAGCUGAACCACCAACAGAGAAAAAAGCAGGCCUUUGCAGAUUUGGUGGAUUGCACCCCACUUUGCCAAAGCACUUAAUACCAGUUUGACUACAGUGGCUAGAGAACAAAUUUAGGGGAAGCUAUUCAACAGUAAGGCAGUCUGUCAUCCCUAGCUUUUGGAGGGGGAAGGUGUGGAGAAUGCUAGCAGUUUUUUCUCCAUCAAGUUUUCAGUUUCAUAGUUUCAUAUUUUUUUUAUUUGGAAACUGAUGCGAAGUGUAUAAUGACUGACAAGUGUAUAUAUUGCUUAAACAUUAAAAAUAGAAGAAUGGAACUGAACCUAAACUGGAUAGGUGCUAUUUCAGUAUGAAGUUUGACAUUACAUUUUUCAAUAUAGCUACACCAUUAAGAGUCUGAUAUUGUUGACUUUCAGUUUUGUGUGUAUUUUUUUUUUUUCCUCCCAAGUGAAAUUCUUUGGUGUUUCAUGUCCUGUCAUCAUUGAUGGUUUUCUUUGCCUACCUGUUCACAAAGGUCUGGAUGGCAGGUGGUAGUUCCAGUAAGUAUUUUUAAAUGGAACACUACCUGCAGGCAGCACGUGGCUGCCGAUAGGUUUGAAUAAUUAUUGCUUUUUCCUAGGUGAUUCUUUUUAGAUGUGCAAAAUGUUCUGAUGCAGCAGAGAAAAAAAAAAAAAACAAAACAAAAAACAAACAAAACAACAAAACAAAAAACAAAGCUUCAUGUGUUAUUUGCUUGUAAUUAUUUUAUUUGCAGUAGGGAGACCUGGACCUUUCUGGCAAGGGAGCAUAUGAAAACAUCAGUCCCAGGGAGGGGACAGUAUCCUACCUCACUACUAUGUACAUGAUGACUGGUCCUUCAAACACCAUGAAAACAACCUGUUUAAAUUGACUACACAGUGAUAUCAUAGAAUGCUAGGAGCCCUUACUCCUAGGGUUUUGUUUUACUUUAAGAUGAAUUUAUAGUGCUAAAUACUGUCUAACUGCCUUUUGUUGAGUUUAAAUUGUAAAAGCACCUUGUGUGUUUUAAAGCUGUAACCUGUCACUGGUAUACUAUCUCCUGGGAGGGGUGUAGAAUGUGCAUGUCAGUUAGUUUGUCUUUGGGUUUCCAAAUACAAAAUGAAAGUUCCUAGAAUUGGAGUAAAAGUGUUUGUAGCUUCAGUUUUCAGUGAAGCUAGUAUUGUAAUUGUCAUAUCUGAUGUCAGAUCAUUAAGUCCUUUCCCUCUUGAAAAGGAGACCUGCUUUUUUGAGAAAUUGGCUUAGAAAUUGAACUUUAGAAAUAACUUGACAGUUAAUGUGGACUGCAGUUAUUCCUUCUCUUAGAGUACCCUACUAAAUAUCUACAGUGGAAGACCCUGCUUUCUCUGAGGAUGGUUCAGCUCUUUUCUGUUUGAUAUUAUGCACUCAUAAAUUUACACUUAUCUAUUAAAAUUUGCCAUUUUAUUAAACAUUUUUUUCAUGCACAAUAGGUUUAAAUUUCUUAUGAACAGUCCAACUAAGUUGUUGGGUUUUUUUUUUUUUGUUUGUUUGGUUUUUUAAUUUUGUGGAGUUAAAGGCUGGCUCUGUGGGGUGACAUCAUGAAAAUAAAAUAAAGAUACAUUAAUAUAUUUUUGGUUUGUGGGGCUAAACAUACCUGGUUGACCUUAAGGACUGAUGUGCAGAUGGUGUGCACAUGCUUCAAAAUGCUGCUUGGUGGAAGUUGGUAUUUCUACUCGCAGUGCAUUGUAAGAACAGUUUUCAUUUCACAGGCUUCAUACAUCGAAGCUUAAGCAAAUUUCUGAAGUAUUCCAACAGUUUGCCAUAGCAGGUGAAAUACUGUGCUUCCAGUGAGUUUUCAUUUUUCCCUGGAAAGUGUGCACUAACACUGAUAUAUCAGUUUCAGUGUUGGGAAAAAACACCAGUAAAGUUUGCUGUUCAUAAAUCUACAAUAUAUAGAGUAGGGCUGAAUGGAUUAGAUCCAUUUAUAAAGCUGUGUGAUUUUUUUUUUUUUUUUUUUUUUCUAAACAACCAGGAACAACCAUUUGUAAUACAGAUUUUUCUCAAUGAACAAAGUGGUAAUAGCUGCUGUCACCAGCAGUUGGGAACACUUACUGGUGCAGAAAUACUAAGAAUACAUUUAAUGAUUACUUGGUGAAGUAAUUUUCCACAUGCUUUUUCCUUUAGCAUCAUGUUUUGUGUUGUACAAUUAAGCUACAAUUACAUCUACUAUUUUGGAUAACAUUCAUUGGUUAACAAUAAAGAGAUACAGUUAAUUUC